CAACCAGAUGAAGUGGAUCCCCACAUCUAUAAACUGAAGUUCUUGCCUCCUGUUCUUGAUUUUGGGAGCCAGUUGGUUGGAGUUCCUCGAGUCCUGGAAGUUAUGGUCAUAAAUGAAGAGGUGGAUUCCAUUGUGGAUUUGGAAUCUAUUUCCAGCUCCACCAUCCAUUUCCACUACUCUUUCUUUCUUGACAAGGUUGAUGCAGCUUGCACAAAAGUAGAACCAGAAAUUGUGAUGGGGCGGUCAACUGACCGGGAGCUGGAAGGAGGGAAAAAUACUUCGUUCAAAGUGGUCUUCAUGGCCCAGGAAGAAGGCCCUGUUAAAAGCCAUCUUCACAUUCACACUUCCUUUGGCACUUACAAGUAUCAUGUGAUGGGCAGAGGAGUGGGAAGCCUUGAGCAUGUGAAGAAGAUUUCCUUCAACUAUAGCUUCCCACCGGUAACAAACAUGUACAUAGGGGAUUUCCAACUGGAGUUGGAUGAUGAAGAAGGUGAAUUGGAUUUAGGUCUCCAAGAUGGGAGCAUUUUCGAGGUUCCCAUCUUUGAAAACAGUCCUGUUAAAAGAGCUAUGUUCCUGGUCACAGAGGAGAAUCAGUCUAUCACUUUCGUCAGAGUCAAGAUCAAUGGGAGUCAUAUGGAGGGGAGUGAGCAAAUGCUGGCUGAUGUGGAAGUCCUAACAGAACCUGGAAUGUAUUCUGCUGCCCAAGUUCUCCACCUGGGACUUGUGCGCUCUGAUGACUCACCCAAAGUCCUCUCAAUUGGGAUCAUCAACUCUGCUCAAAAACCCAUCACCAUCCAGAAUGUGUUUGUGACUCCUGUGGCAGAGGGCAUAAAGGUUGACUUUGAGCCUGUACGAUUUCCUCCUGAUCCCAAUCGUGCACAUCAAGUGGCCAACAUCACUUUUGACCCAAAGAGAAUUGGGAAAGAUGAUGGUGUGCAAGAGGGGAAGAUUGUGUUAAAAGCAAAAAACAACCAGUUGAAGGUGGUGCUCCCAUAUCAGAUGGAAGUGCUUCAUGGGGAGCUUGGGGUGAAUGCCAGCCUCCUCCAGUUCCACACCAGGGGAGGUGACAAUGACCUCACACCCCGGAAGAUCUCUGUACGCAAUGGCUUUCGAGUCCCAAUUAUGGUCAUCGAUGCCACAUUGGCCACCGAUCUCCUCUGCCUUUUUUCGAAGCAAUAUAAGAUUGGAGAGGCCGUCAUUCAAAUGGCCAUGAUGAAACAUCGAAGUCAUGAGGAAAACUAUGCUGUGAUUGGCCGGAUCGCACCCUAUAAGAGCUGCUGGGCAGAGAAUCGUAUAAUGCUUUCAGACAUUCUUCGCAAGCAGUCGCUAGAUGGUGUUAGGGCAAAAAUUUUGGAACCUGGUGGAGAAUCUGAGAUGUUCGAGCUGAGCCUCAUCGACAAGAAAGCUGACAUUCAGCUUCAGUCCCAUAUCUCUCUGUGGACCAAUGCCUCCGAGUUCCGCAUCCCCAUCGUCUGCUAUAAUGGGCGCAUCCGCGUUCUUCUCCCAUCUAUCCGUCAGUCCGUGGGCCUGGACUUCGGAACGAAGGGUCUCAAUGAGCUCUGGGAUCUUCUCUUUGCCGUCCAGAAUGAGAACCCCGUCCCGAUCCGAAUACGUGGAUGGGGGAGCAACAUGACUCGGAGCUUUGUCGAACUCCUUGGUACAGAUUCUGGUGAUGUCACACCGUAUUUUGGCAAGAAGGAUCUCUCCCGUCUGCCCCGAUCAGUUAUGCAAGACCCUAUACGACCCUCGUAUGUCAAGCCUACUGUCUUCCGGUGGUUCAGCAGCUUCAGAGAAGCAGCUGAAAAAGAUGAGGAGUCUUCCUUUCUUUACCAGCCCCACAGUAGCCGUCCAAGGUCCACCCAGACACCAGAGCUUGUCGAGACGGUGCGAGAGCUGCUGAUCAUCGCCCCUGGGUACUUCGUUCUUUUUCGACUUGGGGUGCGCACGCCGACGGAGGAGGGGAUGCAUUACGGAAAGGUGUUUGUUCACACCGUCUACGAAGAGAUGGAUGUCCCGUUUCGCCUCCGUACCGCCCUUGGCACCCUCUCCUUCAUCCCUACAAGCCUGGACUUUCCAGAUGCCUUCCCUGGCAAGAUCUCUAGGACGGAGGUACACGUGUAUUCCUCGUUCCAUCAUCCGCUGAGACUAGCUCGGGUGAGCCCCAUCCCAGCAGAUCCCCGUCUCUCGUUCCAUGCGGCGUCUCCGCUUGGAGACAACGGGAAUCCACCCCCUAUCGUCCUUUACCCGGAAUCCGUGACCCACAUCGGCACGCUCGUCCUCGAUCUCGUUUGGAAGAACUGGAGACCGAGUUGCAUCUUGAAGAUUCAGACAGCCCAAGAUGAUCUGCAGCUUCUCAAGGAUUUAAACGAUAUCUAUAGUAUGCAGAAAAGAAAUUGUUCUUGCAAUGUUUCCCUCCAGCUCGAUACCAACGAGGUGAAAGGUUUUCAGUUUUGGGCAAAAGUGGAGCUGAAGAGGCCUCGUUUGGGACCGCUUUCGAUAUCCCUCCCGUUGACGCAAGUGGGUAAUGUGAGCGUGGCCACCGCAAAGAUCUCCAACCCUUCCCAUCAUCCCGUUCUGGUUCAAGCUGCUACUCUCCCCUUCUAUCCGCCCUCGGUGGAACUGCGAGAUCUGCGAGCAGCACGAAGCAUCCGUCGCGAUCAAUCGAACAGAUUCGGAGAAACAGUGGACAUGGAAGAAGGAAGUUUCAGUCUCGUCGAGGCGGAAAGGGGUGAUGAAUGCUGCAAUCAGAGUCAACUCUUCUCCUUGGAACCGAACGGAUCUGCAUCUUUGAAUAUCAUCUUUUUUCCUUCCAAACCCGGUCGCCAUCUGUCUCUUCUCUUCCUUCGGAACAAUCUGACGGGCCUGGACCUGAUAUUGCUGGAAGGUGAAGGGAGCAAGGGAGAAUUGAAGUUUGGCAACCGACGCACGAAUCAUCCAUCCCCAUUCUUAUUCGAUAUCUCAGAUCGACAUCUUAAGGACUGUCACAGUGAGCUCACCCAGAUGAUCUUUCUCUUAGCUAUAGAGCUCGUCGGUAUGGGUUCUCAUGUGUUGGCAGGGAAGAAACCGAGUCCUCACACGUAUCAGGAAUUCACCUUGAAGAGGAGUUUCUCUUUUCGCAACACCGGCGAUAUUCCCGUGCACAUCCAUGGCUGGAGAAUUGGCGGCUAUCCGUGUGAAGGCUAUGGAUUUCGUGUGGUGCAGUGCUCGGGGUUUCAUCUUUCCCCAAACGAGUCGCGAUCGAUCGAGAUCGUGUUCUCGCCGGAUUUCACCCUGUCUCGCGUCCAACAGACCCUGACCAUCCUUUCGAGUCUCGACCCCAACGGAGAAGCGGGACGUCAUCGUUACCAGCUCCUCGCGACGGUGGCGCCGGGCAUGCUUCUCGAGUGUGCGGCCACCAUCCCUCGUCCGCCUUGGGAGACCUUGCUAUAUUACACCAUGGCAGCUGCCCUGGGCUUCUUCUUUUCGUGCACUCUCGUGGCUGGGUAUCUGGAGGCUGAUGGGAUCUUGAGAAACACAUUCGUGAACGUGGCUACGAUCGCUCCAACCCCAAGCGUGGAAUCGUCUCGGAAGAUGGUCCAAGUGUUCGAUCUGAAGGCCAUCGCCAAAGAACGCAUUCCUCGGCUCGAGCCGGAAUCAUCCGCGCGAGAAUCCAAGGCCGGCUCCAACAAGAACUGGACGGCGGGAAGGGAAUGUCGAAGACGAAUCAGAAGGCUCGGAAACGACGACAUGCACGGUAUUGAUUUGGCAAUCCCAACAUCGAUAGAAAAAGAGUUUCUCGUAGCAGCUCCUCCUCUGCCACCGUUGCUUCCCCCCGAUGAGGAGGGAUCCGAAGCGAGUCGAGAAGAGGAAGCGAAGAAAACAGAAGAUAAGAGUGACAAGAGUAAAGAGUUAGAGAGAACGAAGACCGGUGGAAGAAGCCGAAAAAAGAAGAAAAAGAAGGAUUGCGAGAGUCUUUCGACAUUGACAACUGAGAGUUCCGCCAUGGAGGACGACAGUGACAGCAGCCGUAAGCGGGAAAGGAUCAUUCGGGAGCAGCUGGAAGAAGAAGCACUGAAAAGAAGGAAGGAGGAGAAACGCAGGACGGUUGGGGAACUCUCCCUCAAAGGGGGACACAGGCUGUGUCGCGCCGGGAAGCAGAAAGCCAGGAGACGAGACGACGAGGAAUCGUGGGACACACCUUCUCCUGCCAAGUCCCCGUCCCCGUCUCCGCGUUCGUCCCCUCGUCCGUCCUUCGACUUCCCGGGGACGGAGGAGCGGGUCCGUCCCGCGCUCCUCGUCCCUUCCGUGAACGGUAUCCCAACCCAUCUGAUGAAUUUGGAGCAUGGCGAGAGCGUCGGGAGAGGUGUGGACAGGAGGCGGAAGACGAGAACGUGCGAACUCGCUCCGGGCGCGCCCCGGCCUCCCCGGAGCGGCCCGGGUCCGACCUCUUGGGAUGCACCCUGUCUCUUGCCACCCGAGAUGGAAAACCUGGAGGAAUCGGCAGCCCAGACAGAAGGUUUCGUCCGAUCCGUGUCCCAACCGAUCUCUCUGCUGCCCUCGCCUCUCGUCGUCGCGUUCGAAAGGGGUAAAGCCAAGGGAGCGAAAGAUGUGGAUGGAAAGAGGGGAGAUCUAGGAGCUAUAGGAGGAGAGCGAAAGACUGCAUCUCCUACUUCGACCACGGUCAUGAGCCCGGACGCUUGGAUCGAGUCCAUCAGCACGCAAUACGCCGACAGCUUCUUCUCCUCCUCGCCACCUCUCUUCCCUCGGGUCCGAUUCUUCCCCGUCUUCCUUUUUGCAUUUCUG
Messenger RNA from Darwinula stevensoni, 4782 nucleotides. The record is from the annotation of a GenBank genome assembly. NCBI's taxonomy places the organism in Eukaryota, Metazoa, Arthropoda, Ostracoda, Podocopida, Darwinulidae.